AUGCCUAGAGAUCCAUUGAUUGGUAUUGUGGGUAAGCCAUCUUCAGGCAAAUCGACCACAUUAAAUUCUUUGACAGAUGCAGGUGCGGCGGUAGGCGCGUUCCCUUUCACCACGAUCGAACCUAACCAGGCCACCGGUUACUUGCAAGUCGACUGUGCUUGUUCCAGGUUCGGGAAGGAGGAUCUUUGUAAACCUAACUACGGGUGGUGCAGCAAUGGCAAAAGGCACAUCCCCAUCAAAUUGUUGGAUGUGGCUGGGUUGGUACCUGGUGCACACUCUGGCAGAGGGCUUGGAAAUAAAUUCUUGGAUGAUUUGAGACAUGCAGACGCCUUGAUCCACGUGGUUGACGUCAGUGGGACCACAGACGCAGAGGGGAAGAACACAAGGGGUUACGAUCCAUUGAAUGAUAUAGAAUGGCUGCAAGACGAGAUCAGACUCUGGGUCGAGGGGAACCUGAAGAAAAGAUGGGGCUCCAUUGUGCGUAGACACACAGCCACGAAAUCUAGUAUAGUGGACACGCUGCAAGCACAGUUCGGUGGGUACGGAUCACAUGCGCCCAUGAUCCAAAAGGCACUGGACAGACUGAAGGGAUUGCCACCAUUGGAGAAAUGGGACGACGAAUGGAUCACCAGAGUGGUCAGGUCCUUCAUGGUGGAGAAGUUUCCCACCGUGCUGGCACUCAACAAGAUGGACCACCCGGACGCCGAUAAGAACGUCUCCAAGAUCAUGUUGAGGUAUCCUGACACGAAGGCUGUGCUGACCAGUGCAGUGACAGAAGUGUUCUUGAGAAAAUUGAAAAAGCAAGGUUUCAUACUAUACGAAGAGGGCACGGAGUUCGUCGACACGUAUGAGGACGAGCCAGACAAACUGAAGCCACUCGACGAUAAAAUCCUUAACAGAAUUGAAAAUAUCAGGGACCUGGUCCUAUAUAGAUUCGGGUCCACCGGUGUCCUUCAGGUUCUGCAAGCAGCCACAGAUAUCCUCGGACUGAUACCGGUGUACACUGUGAAGAACAUCCAAACUUAUACGGGAGGCAACGGGACCAACGUGUUUAGAGACUGCUUCUUGGUGAAGAGAGGCACCCCCGUCGGUAAAGUCGCCAGGUACAUCAUGGGUGGCGAGGUGACCAUAGCAAGCAUCGAAACCGUAGGUGGCGUGAGGGUCAGUGAAGAGAGUCUUGUCCAGCCUGGUAAAAAUGACAUCCUCGGCUUCAAGAUCGCUCCAAGAUCGACGUAA
Saccharomyces kudriavzevii IFO 1802 is the source of this 1236-nucleotide messenger RNA. RefSeq lists its product as uncharacterized. The transcript has a single exon. Lineage: Eukaryota; Fungi; Ascomycota; Saccharomycetes; Saccharomycetales; Saccharomycetaceae. Gene Ontology annotation, cellular component: cytoplasm. The record is from RefSeq and is a predicted model, not a curated record. The coding region runs from base 1 to 1236 and encodes 411 amino acids. Gene Ontology annotation, molecular function: ATP hydrolysis activity; GTP binding.